This is a messenger RNA of Belonocnema kinseyi, 1915 nucleotides long. RefSeq lists its product as uncharacterized. Gene Ontology annotation, molecular function: DNA binding. The transcript has 2 exons. NCBI's taxonomy places the organism in Eukaryota, Metazoa, Arthropoda, Insecta, Hymenoptera, Cynipidae. The record is from RefSeq and is a predicted model, not a curated record. Bases 151 to 1596 code for a protein of 481 amino acids. Gene Ontology annotation, cellular component: nucleus.
UAAGGUGCAGACACCGCAGUCAAAACAUGAAAUCUACAGCAUGGUCAGUCUCAUUAUUAUACUCUGUGACUCAACUGAACGACUCUCAUCUCAUUCGACCAUGAUCCAACUGAAUCUACCCGUGCAACGUGGCUCUUAGAAGAAAGAAAGAUGUCUAAAACCACAAAGAAGCAUGUAACGAGAGUGAUGACAUACUCCAAAGCUGAUGUAGAAAAUGCCCUAGCAGAAAUAAAAAAAGGCAUGUCCAUUCGAAAUGCUAGCAAAAUUUUCCAAAUUCCCAGAACGACCCUUCUCUACAAACACACAGGAAAAUCUCCUAUUUCAGCCAAAAAGGGUCCAGCUCUCGUAUUAACAGAUAAAGAAGAAUCUCAGCUCGUACAGUGGUUCAUGAAUGUCAGCGCAAAAGGAUUUACUGUAACCAAACAGCAACUUUUAGACAGUGUACAGAUAUUAGUAAACAAAGUCGUCAAGAGGAAAACACCAUUUUGUGAUGGCCGACCUGGUCGUCACUGGUAUGAAAAAUACAUUCGUCGUCACCCAAACCUUUCACAAAAAAUUGAAGAAAACUCUGGAGAAAGAAGAGCACCUUUGUCCGAAGAGAGGAUAAAAAAGUGGUUCCUUGAGGUAAAAAAGCUUCUAUACGAAAAAGAUCUCUUGGAUAUCCACCCGUCUCGAAUAUUCACCUGUGAUGAAGCUGCCUUCUUUUUAAAUCCGGAGGGUGACAAAACGAUUAUUCAAAGAGGGUCGAAAACAGUUCAUAAUUUAGCCAAAAGCAACGAUAAAGAAUGUUUAAUAAGCAUGUUCACAGCCAAUGCUGCAGGAAAUUUAGCACCUCCCAUGGUUAUGUUUCGAUACCAAAGAACCCCUUACAGUAUCACUACCAGUAUUCCCGAUGACUGGGCUCAUGGAAAUUCGGAAAAUGGAUGGAUGAAUGGCAGGACAUUUUAUGAUUACAUAACUGAAGACUUUUACCCUUGGCUUUUAGAAAAUAAAUUUGAAUUUCCAAUAGUUCUGUUCCUUGACAAACACUCCUCGAAUAUGACGAUGUCUUUGAGUAACUUUUGUGCAGAAAAGAAUAUAGAAGUCAUUCCUCUUCACCCGAAUGCCACACACAUUAUUCAGCCUUUGGACGUGGCAUUUUUCCGCCCAAUGAAAUCGAUUUGGAAGCACAUCAUUGAUCAGUGGAAUAUAGAUAAUUUUGGAAGGAAAUUUAGGAAAGAGAACUUUUCUUUUGCUUUAAAACAGGCAGUGGAUUUCGUUUAUGACGUUGAAAAUCUUAGGAAUGGUUUCAUGGAUUGUGGACUGUGUCCCUUUUCUCCAGAGGCGAUCAAUUAUUCUUUGAUUAAAGAUUCUGCAGCUUAUAAAGAAUUCAGACUCUUGGGUAGUAAAUCUCCUGCAGAUGAGUGUGCAGAUAAAAGUGAAAGGUUUCUGCAUUUGUUUGAAAUGCAUUUACCAGAUGAUAAAUUGACUUUAUUUAAAGAGAAUGAACAUAAUCCACUAUGGGCGGGAGAUGAAAAGGACACGAAUCUUUUUUAUUUUUGGAUGAACGUUAAGAUGCUUGCUAAUACUUCCAUAGAUAGCAUAAUGGAUAUGUGAUUAUAUUUUAAAGGUAAUUUUCAGCGGUUAUUUCUAUGGUAAAGUUAUUAAUAACUAAUGAAUAUUUUUCGGGUUAUGUCGUUAUUUAUAAAAUAUUAUUAUUUGAUAUAGGUAAAACAUGAGUGUAUAAGGGAAAAAUCCAAAAUAUAAAAUCUGAACAGGAAUAUAACUAAAGUUUGUAAAAAGUAAAACUAUUAUAAAGUUAAAAAGUAUGCCUUGUGAAAUAGUGUUAUUAUUAUUUAAUGCGAAACUGUGAUGUUGAUGUGUUCAUCAAAAUGCCGAAGAUAUUGUAACUUGUCAAUAAACUUGUUUCAUUGUU